AUACCAGAAUUGCUGUUAACAAAUAAAAUACUGGCCAGAUGUGUUGGUUCACGCCUGUAAUCCUAGCACUUCGGGAGGCUGAGGCGGGAGGAUUACUUGAGCCUAGGAGUUUGAGACCAGCCUGGGCAACAUAGCAAGAUCCCAUCUCUACAAAAAAGUGAAAAAGUUAGCUGAACAAGGCGGCAUGCACAUGCUACUCCAGACGCUGAAGUGGGAAGAUCACUUAAGUCCGAGAGAUCGAGGCUUCAGUGAGAUAUGGCUGAGACACUGCUCUCAGCCUGGAUGACAGAGAUUGGAGACACAAAAUCAGAAAUUAAGAUUCUAAGCAUAGGCGGAGGUGCAGGUGAAAUUGAUCUUCAAAUUCUCUCCAAAGUUCAGGCUCAAUACCCAGGAGUUUGUAUCAACAAUGAAGUUGUUGAGCCAAGUGCUGAACAAAUUGCCAAAUACAAAGAGCUUGUAGCCAAGACAUCGAACCUCGAGAACGUAAAGUUUGCUUGGCAUAAGGAGACAUCAUCUGAAUACCAAAGUAGAAUGUUGGAGAAAAAGGAGCUUCAAAAGUGGGACUUUAUUCAUAUGAUUCAAAUGCUGUAUUAUGUAAAAGACAUCCCAGCUACCCUGAAAUUCUUCCAUAGUCUCUUAGGUACCAAUGCUAAGAUGCUCAUUAUUGUUGUGUCAGGAAGCAGUGGCUGGGACAAGCUGUGGAAAAAGUACGGAUCACGCUUUCCCCAGGAUGACCUCUGCCAGUAUAUCACAUCAGAUGACCUCACUCAGAUGCUGGACAACCUAGGGCUUAAGUAUGAGUGCUAUGACCUUUUGUCCACCAUGGAUAUAUCUGACUGCUUUAUUGAUGGUAAUGAAAAUGGAGACCUGCUUUGGGAUUUUUUGACUGAAACCUGCAACUUUAAUGCCACAGCACCACCUGAUCUCAGAGCAGAGCUUGGGAAAGAUCUACAAGAGCCUGAAUUUAGUGCUAAGAAAGAGGGGAAGGUUCUUUUUAAUAAUACUCUGAGUUUCAUAGUGAUUGAGGCAUAACUAUCAAUCACAAAAGUAUAUUCAAAAAUUAUAUUUUGAACAACUCGAAUCACUCAUUUAUUUCCAUAUUAAAAUCACAAACUCAUCCAUUAAUGUAGAUAAAGCACUGUUUGGAUAUGAGAUGUAGCAAAUUCCAAUACAUUAUUGGACUUCCAUUUGGAAUCAUAUGGGAUACUGCUGGUCUUAUCCUGUCCCUCCUCCAGGUAGAGAGACCACAAGCAGGCUCAACAUAACAUAAGCUAGAAAAAUUAGAUGACUGAAUUUCUAUGGCAUAUUGAUAAUAAAAUUCAUUCCAUUUGCUGAUUGUCUGAAAUUUUCUAGAAUACUAAUAAAAUACAUACUAUAGAUUCUUUAUUAGUGAAGUAUGCACUAAUCAAUACUUUGAACACAAAGCCUGUGUUACUGAUUUGGCCGUUUUGUGAAGAAACAUUUAUCUUUGUACGUUCUUCUAUUGUGCUUUCUAUCUAAUUUUUAUUAAUUUGUAAGAGUAAGCACCUUUAGAAUAUUAAAAAUUAAUUCUUUAUCACAUGUUGUCAUUUCUUCCCAUUGUGUUUUCUCUUGUAAUUUUAUCUGUGAAUUAAUAGCUUUUUGUUUGUCUUUUUGAUAUACUGAAGUUUUCUAUUAUAUUCAGCCAGAUUUUUUUUUAAGUCUCGGCUUCUGAUACAUUUUAAAAGACCUUCUAAAACCAAGGUUUUAGAAUACUAACAUUUUAUCAAAAUAAUAUUAUAGUUUUGCUUUUUUUAAAAAAUGAAAUCUUUACUAUGUUUGAAAUUUAGAUAAGUAUAAACAGUGAGAACAAACUGUUUCCCCUCAAAAUAAUAGCCAGAUGUAUAAACAAAAUUUAUUGAAGAACAAAGAAACACAAAACUAAACCUGUUCUAGCUUAAAAUGCAGCUUUUACCAGAUUUCUAGGAAUUGGGUAAAUGCAAGGUUCUAGAAAACCUUCAAUGCAUUUUGAUACUUUAUAGUUUCUUAUGUCACUCUCAAGAACUCCUAUAAGACCAAGAGUCAUCUUUGGACUGUAGGAUUUCAGGGGGGUUUUGAAAACAAAUUUGAUGUUUCUUAUUUUUAAUAAUAACGCUCUGUUAUUUUUGACAUAAACAGUACAUUUAAUAAUUAAUAAAUAAAUAUUUUAAGUAUGUAAAUAAUUAGUACUCCCUGUCACAAACAAAACAAAAGUAAGGUUUUACUAAACAGCUCAUGAGCCCUCAUUCUGCCAGUGAGGAAGCCUUCAACCCCGUGUGAUACUCACUCUUUCAUGCAAUAGGGCUUCCAUGUAAUGUUGCCGUAUAAUCACUUUAAAAAGUUAAACGACCCAUCUCAAUCACCUAGUUUAUCCCCAGGGAAUACACUGGCAUAGAGAGCCUAUUUACACUAAUAAACUACCAAGCUUUGUUGUUCAUAAUAAGUAAAAUGGACUUGCAUUGCUCUCUUUUUUGGACAACUUCAUCAAUGCUUUUUGAAUUAUAUGUUUCAACAAAUGAAACGACAGUUAUCCAAUCAGAUUCCUGAAAAUGAACACUGAACCGUUAAUCAUACUGAUAUGUACUACUGACAAAGGAAAUCUGUGAGGCACACAUGAUUGAUGGGUAUGGGGCCAUGAAGACCUUGAAGAGCUUCACCAGAAGUAUGGAAAUCAAGACUUUACAGAGUCUUUUGUAUAAAGCACACGUGCAAAAACAAACAAAAUUAGAACUAACAAUGCUAUUGAAAGAUACAAAAGAAUUGCAGUCCAUAGAUUGGUGUUUGUAAAUAUGGCCUUUUUCUCGUCCUUAUUAAACCCUUAGUAUACAAGGAUAAAUAAAUUCUCACCUGCUUAAUUUUAGUGCAAUUGAAACACAUAAGCCUUUUUAAAGAGAGAAAUUCCCAUGAAAACCUACUAGUCAGCAAUGGGAAGUUGUAUAAAUUCAAGGGAUAAACCUAUCCCUGUUUUCUUCCUGCACUGUAUGAUAAUACCAAAAUUUGGGACAGUCACAUACUAACUUUUCAGAUUUGUUCUUGUGUUUCAGAAAAAAGUGCUCAGCAUGAAUUUGGAAUGUUGUUUUAUGUAUUGUUGUGGAUCUCUCAGUGUUUAACAUGGUGCCUUGCAUAUGGUAAAUGCUAAGUAAAGCGGGAUCAAUGAAUUAUUUCCUUCUCAAACAUUUAUCUUAUACCUUGUGUGUUCAUAUUAUUAUUAUAAACAGAGCUCAAGAAACCCAAUAAAGUUAUGUGUUGCCAGUGUAAACCUUAACUUA
Messenger RNA from Homo sapiens (human), 3266 nucleotides. RefSeq names its product histamine N-methyltransferase (gene HNMT). Gene Ontology annotation, biological process: selenium compound metabolic process. The transcript has 6 exons. NCBI's taxonomy places the organism in Eukaryota, Metazoa, Chordata, Mammalia, Primates, Hominidae. Gene Ontology annotation, cellular component: cytosol; cytoplasm. The coding region runs from base 256 to 1032 and encodes 258 amino acids. Gene Ontology annotation, molecular function: selenol Se-methyltransferase activity; histamine N-methyltransferase activity; N-methyltransferase activity. The record is from RefSeq and is a predicted model, not a curated record.